This is a messenger RNA of Thunnus maccoyii (southern bluefin tuna), 7128 nucleotides long. Its product is annotated as mucin-2. Gene Ontology annotation, biological process: positive regulation of actin filament bundle assembly. Gene Ontology annotation, molecular function: actin binding. The record is from RefSeq and is a predicted model, not a curated record. The transcript has 4 exons. Bases 1157 to 4723 code for a protein of 1188 amino acids. Lineage: Eukaryota; Metazoa; Chordata; Actinopteri; Scombriformes; Scombridae. Gene Ontology annotation, cellular component: nucleus; Z disc; actin cytoskeleton.
UAGGAACUGAAAAGGGGCAGUACACACUCUUACUGCCUCACACAGCCAGACCCACUGGAGCACAGGUGGCUCUGGACAGAACGUGGACACAUGUAGCAGGAUUAGAUGAAGUGAAGCAGCCUUUGGUACUAUAGUGUCAGAUUUUCCCCUGAUCAGACCUGAUACCUGCAUUUGUGUUACAGACUGGCUGAACAACCAGAACACACACAUCAAAUCUUUUCUACUAUCAGUAUUAAUCAAAAGUACCACCAAAAAAAUAAGUACUUUCCUCUUAAUUGCGGUUUUGUGAACAAAGAAAAGAAAGAAAUUGAUUAUCCUGUCCUCAGAAGCUGCAUCUGGCUUUCAUGUAUAAGAAAUAACACAGGAUACUCGAAUAAAACAGCUCUAAUUGAACGCUUUGGAGCCCUGAAUACAAACCAGUCUUUGGAAUGACCUUUCCAAAGAGAAAUGUUAUUCCUUGCAUGCACCUAACAGCAGGAAACCACCAUAUACACAGUUCCCCUUUCACGUCACUGUAGAGUUAUGAUCUCAAAGAUAAAGGGCAGAUCUUUUUCUUUGGAAGAAAAAUAAUCUGUGUGCUGGAGAUUGGGACGCAGACGAAAAGCAUGUUUUGGUGACCAAAAUAGAAGUGAAAGAAGAGCAACGUCUGGGAAAGAAAAAAGGAGUAUUAGAGAGAUGCAAAUAGAGAAGACUGGACUGUUUCUCAACCUUUUUUGCCAGAUUUUAACAGAGCACAACAAACUUGUGCAGUUUUCAUGGCAUUUUUCCAUGGGAACUCAUCCAGGGCGCUGUGGAGCUAGCCCUCCUGGGAGGUCCUGUUAGAUAGAGAAUAAUACUUCAUGAAGACCAAAAUAAGACCACACUUCUUCCGUCAAAUUUCAGCUGACUACAGAAGGACAUUUGGAGGGAUUAUUGCUGAAAACAGAGCCAUGGCUGUAAGCAGUCAACUGGAAAGUUGAGUUUCUCCUUUCUUCGUCACUUUUUUGUGUUUUUUUCUUGUUCAGUUCACACCACUAAGGCUUCCAUUUUCCAACUGGACCAACAGACAGCUUCAAUUUAUCAGGAGAGAAGACUAACUGGAACGAAACACGCACAUUUCCCCCCUGCUGAGGGCUUUUGUUUCUGCUGCAGCAGAAGCAUUUUACGUGGGGUAGCAAUGGAGAUGGAGAAGGGACAUAUGUCUAUCAGGAGAGGGGUGAGCUGGAGUCCAGGAGGAUUGAGAAAACCUCUUCAGGCAACACAAGAGGUGCACACCCCUGGGACAGAGUGCAAUGCAUCAUGGGAAAAGACAGGAUUCAACAACGAACAGAUGAGCCGGAAAACAAACCUGACCAGGAGUGCCAGUUUAUCAGAGAAGGAGCUGAAGGAGGCUCGUGUCAGGAGUCAGAUCAUCGCUGCUCAACUCACCAUCCCUUCCAACUCCAGCUCCAGAGGCGUGCAGCUCUUCAACCGACGCAAACAGAGAGUCAAUGCGUUUACGCUAGAGAGCUGUGGAGAGGGGUCAACGGAGGACAGAGCAGAGAAUGUGAAAACCGACCCCUUGUCUAACAAACUGACAUGGGCAGAGAGGAGUAGUGAGGAAAGGGAUAGAGACCUGAACUAUAAGAACAGCACUACCAAGCCACUCUUGGCGCCACCUGGGAGGGUACAUACAGUAGGUGAUAUCAUGGAUGAACCAGGUAAGCAUUUCCACAAGGAAGACGACAUCGAGGACAGCGUUAUCCAAGAGAGACAUUUCCUCCCUGUAAAGGAAGUAGAAGAGCAGGAUGAAGAGGAAAGAGAUGAAAUCCACCAGGAGCUUGAGGGCAAAAUCAAGGAUGAGAUUGCCCCUGGAAGUAAUAAUACUGAUCCAGUUCUGAUGCGACUUGCUGAAGGGGAAGCAGAGAUAAAUGGGGGCCACACAGGGCCGGUUCCCCCCGGAAAGUUUCUUAAUGGCUGCCAUAGUACCUCUGGACCUGAGAGGGUGUCUGUUUCUACAUCCAAGCAGGCAACUGGCAUCGUCAAUCGAACUGCCAGGCCUUUCUUUUCGCCGCCGACAGUCCAGUCUCCAGAGACAGUCAGCCCUGUCAAUGACAUCCCCCCUCCUCCUUCUUAUGCUACUCCUCCUCUCCCUACUUUCACUGCUCCCCAGCCUGUGGCAUUCUCACCCCCAAAUCCACCUCCGUCAUACCCCACACCUCCUCUACCAGCCUUCACAAACCAACCCCAGCAGACCUACUACUCCAAUCCACCUCCAAUGUCUCCUGUGAUGUCUCCUUCCUCCCCUCCACCAUCCCAGUUCCCUGUUUCUUCUGGAUCUCAGUAUGUUGCUUCAAACUCACCCAUGCCUCAUUAUGGCCCUCCCACAGCCCCAAAGCCCUCCACCUUUGUCCCUCAGCCCACCGGAGAGAGGAAGCCAACUAAAACUGGAAUACUUGAGGAGAGCGCUGCCAAAAGGUCAAAUAGAAAGUCAAUGUUCACAUUCAAAGAGAAGCCAGUAGUAGCUCCGAACCCUGAGCUGCUCUCUCUGGUGCAGGGGUUGGAUGAAAGGAAGAAACAUGGACAUAAAUCUGUGCCUGAGCCAGCAUCAGAGGAGGAGUUACUAGCUCUGGGUGCAGAGGCCUCCAACUUCCUCGCCAAGGAAGAAGACAGAGCUGAGGAAGCAAAAGCUCCAGAGUGGACCUCCUGCCUCAAGAGCUCCAGGACCCGACCCAGGGCAGAACAUAGGCCAGAGCAGACCCUUAACAAUGCAUCAGGAAAGGGGGCUGAGCUGUUUGCCAAGCGUCAGUCCAGAAUGGAGAAAUAUGUUGUUGAGCAUCAGAACACAGAGCAAAUUAGGUCUCCUUCUCCAACAAUGUCUCUGCCACCAUCUUGGGUGUACCCAUCAAACAUGCCCGGUAGGGUCAAAGCCAUCGCUAGAAACUCUGAUGUGAGCGCUCAGGUUUCACAAAACCUAAAGGCCCAACAAACAGUCAAGCCAAAACCGAGGCCAAAUGCACCAGCACCAGAGCCAGUUCCAGAGCAGCCUCCUUUGGAGAAUGGUUGCUCCAAGAUGGAGAUGGACCUCUCAAGGCACCGGCCUUACCAGCUUAACUCUUCCCUCUUCAUCCUUAAUCCAGUCAAGGACCCCAUUAGUACCCUACCCAGAGGAGCACCACAGGCCAAGAACCUGAUGUCCCCCCAGUCUUUGUCCAGACAUAAUUCCUUACCUAACAACCCUCCCUCUCACUUUGGUACCCGGUGCAUGUCUCCCCAGCUGCCUCUUAGCCCCACAAGAGGAGCAGAAUAUCCAUCAAAUUCAGCCUCUGGGCAUCCAAGGAUCAGUUCUCCCAUGUCUGCCUUUUCUCCAGGGCGUGUGUCCUCUCCUCGGUCGGGGGUCCAGUCACCAAGGCCCACAUUUUCUGCCAAGAAGGCAGGGAUUGAACCACAGACACCAAAGGAGUCCACCCCAGCUGAAGCCCCCAGUGAGACUCCCACACCAACUAGGACACCCAACCUCACCAGGCGCUUCAGCAGCCCAGAGGGUCCCGCCACUGCAACCUGGACUUCCAGCCUCCAAACCAACCGCCCCUCUGCCAACAUCUCCAGCCGCUCAGUCACCUCCCCUGUUUCCACUCCCAGAGGUAUAAGAUGCCAAUCCCCUAUGAGUCAGAAUAUUCAGCUUUCCACUGUUAACUCAAUUUCCACAUCCAGACCAUCCCAGACAUUUACAGCCACCUCUCAACGCUCUCCAUCUUGGGGUUCAAGAUGUCAGUCCCCAAUGGUUAGCCAGAACACCCAGUCCUCCACCAUCUCCUCUGUUCCUGGUUUCAGGCCUCCCCAAACGUCUACUUCUCAUUCUCCUGCAUGGGGUUCAAGAUGCCAGUCCCCAGUUGUAAGCCAGCAUGCCCAAUCUUCCACUGUCUCCCACAUUCCCACAUCCAGAUCCGCUCAAACAUCUACAGCCGUCUCCCCACCUUGGGGUUCAAGAUGUCAGUCCCCAAUGGUGAGCCAGAGUACCCAGUCUGUCACCAUGUCCUCAGUUUCUACUUCCAGACCUUUCCAAACUUCUACAAAUACCUCUCCUCUUUCUCCUCCUUGGGGUUCAAGAUGCCAAUCGCCAAAGGUAAACCAGAAUACCCAGUCCUCCACUGUUUCCAUUUCCACACCCAGAUCCUCCCAAACACCUACAGCCACCUCUCCUGCCCAUCUUCCUUGGAGCUCACGUUCCCAGUCUCCUGCACCUUUACAGACCAGUUUAUCCUUCAACACUGCUAAACCUCUGUACACACCCUCUGCCAGCUCUCCUGUUCCCACACCCAAAGACAGUCGCUGCAUGUCCCCAGUUGUUAAUAAUCUAGACUCUAAGGCCAACCAUCGCAUCCUGGCGAAAAACAUCAUCAAUGCAGCCAAACGUAAAAACAGCCCUUCCCCUGGUGCACUGAGCAGUCACAGCCUUCCCAUCUCACCUCUGGGAAAUUCCCACCAUGGCUAUGACUGUCACAAACCACCCAUCAGCCCUUACCAGUCACGGCCAUUGGGGGCCCAGUCCCCUACCUUCACCAGUCCUCCACCCACCCCAACACAGAGGAUCUGCUCUCCCGUGAGGCUCUACAACACACGCUCCCUCACCGACUCUGAUGCCUCAGUUGAGUCAGAGGACUCGGGCCUCCGGUCACCCGGCCUGCACUCCUACAACACCUGUCCCCGUGGCUGGGGUGGCAGCCUUAGGGUGAAGAGAAGCACUGUUUCCACUGACCUGUGAGGGUGCUACUCAAUGGCAAUACGCGCAUGAUUAUGGUUUUCAUAGACUUACUCCCCUGUGGCAUUUGAUCAACCAAUAAACAACAUCCUGAUGGAAUUAAUCAGACUUAUAUGAGAUAAUUUACCUUUCUGUCACUUUGAAUACAAAUCCUGGACAAUGGUAAAUGUUGUAUCAAGUAGUAUUAGUAGUUUAUAGGACUCACAUUCAUUUAUGGACUGACAAGAACAAGCUUUUUGCAUAACACAGUUGCUGUGGCUUGUACGCUUCUUGCAUACCAAAAAUGCAAAGUCUCAAAAUAACCAAAGAUAUUUGAAAUCAUUUAAGAUGAAUGUUAUACUCUUUACACCUUCACAACAAACAUACUUUCACUAUUCCUGUUCAAUAGUGUUUUUUAAAAUGUUAUUCAUGAUAUAUCACUGUGUUUGCUGGUCUUACAUGAGUCAAAAUGGGAAGAGACUUUUAAAUUUUAAGGCUUAGGAGGGACCCAUGAAAUGAGAAAUGUGUAAAUAUAUAGUUCAUUGGAAUGUUCAGUACUUUGAUUAAGGCAUUCUCACUGUGCUGUAUUAGUAAAGGAUCAAAUUAAACUAUACAAUAGAUUCAUAGUGAAUAUAGAUUUAGAACAUACUGGGGAAAAUCAUUUUUCCGUUAAAUUUUUGCAACACAGUGGUAGGUGAGGCACAUGUUAUUCACAUUAUCACACAUGGUCAAAGUAUUCACCACAGUUUAUUACCCAUUUUAUUCAAUGGAAAAUAAAUCAUAUGCAGAAUUAUCGCAGUGCAAUAAUCAAUUUAACAUAGUGUAUAUAUGCUGCUUUAUGUACCACAUUUGCUAAAAUGAAUGUAAGGUUUACAGACAGAUUGACAGAGAAUGACAGAAAAAAGGGAGUGUUGAGUAUGAAGAGUUAUGUAGGGGCUUGAUGGGGCAUUGGCACACCUAUUUAACCAAACACUGUUUCCAUGUUUAAGAAUAAAAAAAAGAUUUGAUAGUUUUUGCUCAUUUUUAAAACAUUGCUGGAGGGUGAGAUGUUGGUGCAGUGGUUAUCAUGUCACCUCACAGCCAGAGGGUUCUGGAUUUGAACCCACCAGCCGGCUGGGGCCUUUCUGUAUGAAGUUUUGCAUCUUCUCCCUGUGCCUGUGUGGGUUCUCUCUGGGUACCCCAGCUUCCUCCCACAGACAUGCAGGUUAGGUUAAUUGGAGACUCUAAAUUGCCCGUAGGUGUGAAUGUGAGUGUGAACGGUUGUCUGUCUCUAUACUAUAUGUUAGCCCUGUGAUUGACUGUCCAGGGUGUACCCCGCCUCUCGCCCAAUAUUGCUGAGAUUUGCUCCAGCUCCCAGCGACCCUCUGGAGAAUAAGCGGUAAAGAAAAUGGAUGGAUGGAUGUUGGUGAACAAUUUAAUGAAUGUAAGGUUAAUGAACAAACAAUAAUUUAAUGAACAAAUGUCAGCUGUUAACAUGUGAUUGUAAUAUUCAUAUUGGACAUUGAUGUAUGCCUACAUUUGUUUUGCUGAUCACAAACUGUCAUUCUUUUUUAUAUCAGUAAUGUCUUUAUAAGAAACAGAAUUGCAUAUAAGUGCCUGUUUGGAUGUGGUUUAGAAGCAAGUUUGUAUGUCACACAAGUAGAGAAGGUAAAACAAGACAUUGUUGUUAAACUUUCGUGGAAAAAAGGUUAGAAGAAUGUGGAGCGAUUUGAAAUAUUCUAGUAAGUGUUUGUGAAAAAGGAUCAGAGGAAUGGAUUGUAUUUAAAAUACGUGCAUAACUCUAAUGUACAUUCUCUUAAACUUCUGAAGUUUCAUUUUAUACUUGAUUUGCACUUCUGUUCAUUCCAUUUCAAUGGCUAAGUUGGCGUUCUUUAAAACUUGAUUUUCUCAAGUGUCAUUCACAAUACAACCAGCAAAUAAACAUCCAUACCAUAAAAAUCAGACCAUUCCUGCACAACGCAACAUGUUGACAAGAUGGACCCACAUUGGCUGUAUAUCUGAUAGCUGCCUUAGAACCACAACUGGUUUUCUGUUUCAAAGCCAUUUUUACACCAUUCUCAUCUUGCCUAGUCCUGUGCAGUACACACAACAGAUCAUCCCUUCGUUCCCUGACAUGCAGGCCAGCAUCAGCACAUUUCUAAAUAUUUACUUCUGUGUGUGUUAUGAGUGACAGGGACACCUGCUACACGGUGACCUGGCUCCUUAAGCAGGAUUAAGACUAUCACUGUCAUGGAUUGGUUUCAACCUGGUUCACCUCCAGGCAGGUCAAACAUUGCUGACACCCUCAAACACAGAGAAGAAUCAUUUCAUUUUUUAAUUUUUGCAAGCAGUUUUGUUUUUGGGUCUGUGGCUAUUUUUAAUACAAUUUCAUAACUGCAUGACAUUUGAAAACGAAUGCAAAAUAAAAAGUGAUGACACACCAAUUUAAA